This is a messenger RNA of Gadus morhua (Atlantic cod), 7303 nucleotides long. Its product is annotated as D site-binding protein. The record is from RefSeq and is a predicted model, not a curated record. Gene Ontology annotation, molecular function: RNA polymerase II cis-regulatory region sequence-specific DNA binding; DNA-binding transcription factor activity, RNA polymerase II-specific. Gene Ontology annotation, cellular component: nucleus. The transcript is spliced from 4 exons. Bases 2290 to 3894 code for a protein of 534 amino acids. NCBI's taxonomy places the organism in Eukaryota, Metazoa, Chordata, Actinopteri, Gadiformes, Gadidae. Gene Ontology annotation, biological process: regulation of transcription by RNA polymerase II.
CGGGGGGCGUGUCUUCGUGUACGAGGCGUUCGCCACAGGUGGUCCCAACGCGCGCCUCCCCGCGGCGACACCUCAGGACUCUCUCCAGACUUUGUCCUGAAGUGGGAACCGGUAGUUUGUUGUGCGUCGAGCUGAAGUCAGAACUUUACCGGUGAACAGACCAUGGCGGGGAGUGAGAAACUGGGAAGAGUGAUCAUGGCACUGGUCAGUGAGCCAUCGACGGGGGACCGAAGUGACGUCCCGGACCUGUUCCGGUUCCUGGCGGGUCCUGUCUCCUUCCCUCGCUGUGAGGACGCUGGUGAGGAUGCAUCCUUUCCUUAGUAGAAGACUCUGGUAUUGAGGGGGUCUGAUCUGAACUAUCCAGAGCUUACAGAAAGAUAGAAAGACACGUAAUAAUAAGUUGACAUACUGAAACAACUGUGGUCAGAAUUAUUUCUCGAAUCGAAAUAACUAUCCUUAUUAUUUAAUACCAUUAACUGCUGCAAACAUAACAACUGUUUUCUUUCCUUCUUCAAAACAUUAUCAUAGUCACAUUGAAAAUUGUUUUCGGUCUAGUAAUCGAACCCAACCUGUGAGUGACACCUACUCAAAACCGGGCAUCCACGAUCAACGAGUUUGACUCAGCAGAAACAUUCAGCUGAUUAGAUUAGUCGGAUAAUUGGCUCAUCGUCGUUUGUCAGUUAACGGCCACGCGCAAAAACAAGACCCUCGGCAGAUCUUUAAGGAGCAACAUGAGCGCCAAGCCGAUUUUUAGCGGCUCACAAUCUGUCUUCAAUUGUGGGUAUAAUGCCGUAGGACCCCAAGCUGCUCAGCGAGGGGAAGUAGUCCCAGAAAGGGGCUCUGUUUACUAGAACGUUUCACCCUCAUUAACAUAUGCCCACCUUAACGGUGUGGGGACCCCGCCCACCUUAACGGUGUGGGGACCCCGCCCACCUUAACGGUGUUGGGACCCCGCCCACCUCAACGGUGUGUUGACCCCGCCCACCUCAACGGUGUGUGGACCCCGCCCACCUCAACGGUGUGGGGACCUCGCCCACCUCAACGGUGUGGGGACCCCGCCCACCUUAACGGUGUGGUGGAGGGUGUGUCGGGUCCGCCACUCAGCAGGAGGCCUCUCCAAGGGGCCGACGUAUGAACACAACCACUUGCCUGCAGCGUAUGGAAAUGCAUGGUCUGGACGAGUCACGCGAGAGAAAAUAAUAAUAUUUUCAUAAUUUAUGAAUUGUGUUGUUGUGCCAUUUUGAGAUCCGGUUCCACCGCGGAGUCAAACCCGGUUCCGCGGUGCGGUGACAGAACCGCGGAGGUGGAGGUGUCAGGACAUUGUGUUCCUACAGUCUGCAUCCUGCUGAAUAAAAGCACCCCGCGCUCGCCGCCAUGCGCGUGCCAGCAGCUCAGCCUGCGCGUGCGUGAAAACAUGACACUGUUUUGGUAAAACUAGCGCGUUCACGUGUGAUCCACAUCCUCUCACGCGUCCACGUAUGUCACGCAGGAGAAUCCAACAACACGGAUUGUUAAACGGCGCGUGUGUUUGAGAUAAACCCUCGAGGUUCCAUUAACGAAUCGGGUGAAACCGUAGCGACGCGUUUAGUAUGCCGCGCGCCCUCGCUGAUCCGGCGGCGCGCUCUCCUCUGUUCCGAACCUCGUUCACGCCCAUCACGCCGCGUGCCUCACGUGAGUGGGCGGCGGCACGUGUUGGGCCACGGAGCGCGUGUGUCUGUGCGGGACUGGUCCGCUGCACGCGGUCCGCCUCAACAGAGCGUCACUCUGCGGGGUUCAGAGACACAAACAGUAGCGGUAGACUAUACUACACAUCUGUAUAUACCCCCACUGCGUCUGUGUAACUCUAACAUGGUCAACAAACGGACCGCUCACACAUUGUCAGUGCGUCCGUCCCGAGACCAGAGCUCUGGUCCUUUUGUUGUCUGUCUGUCUGUCUGUCUGUCUGUCUGUCUGUUUGUCUGUCUGGGGACCGCAGCGGCCAAUGGGCGGCUGCAGAGCCGUCACGAGCAGGAACCCCCCCCUGGGCCGGGGAUUGAUCGCCCAAUACAUAUUAAUAGAUUCUACACUUCCAGCCAAUCAGUGUGUAGGAUGUCCCCAGGAGGCGUGGCUCACAGCUCAUUAAUAUGCACGCUCCUCUCGGCGGGUGCUGAGGCUGGCGGCUCGCGGUACUUCUGUUGUUUUGACUCCCAAGCGUGGAUGCGCGGGCGCGAGCAGACCUGAGGAUAAACCCGACAGCGCGUGUUUAACGUCCACGGUAGUUUAACUUAACGUCGGCCCGCCAGACCCGGGAUGAUGUCCGGUAAAGCGUCGCUCGCCAUGGCGCUCCGACAGAGUAGCGCGGCUCCACAGAAACCCACCGUUCCCUUCGUGUUGAAGAAGAUCCUGGACAUCCCUCCGCCAAGCAUCCUGGAGGAAUGCGACGACGACAUGGGGAAGGAGAAGCUCUGCUCCUCCUCCUCCUCCUCCUCCGGGGCGGGGGGUGAGCGCGGGGAGGCCGGGCCGGGGGGGGCGGGCGGAGUCUCAGCGGGGGGGGGAGGGGCCGGAGGAGGAGCAGGGGGAGGGGGCGUGUCGGCCUCCCUGACCCCGGCCAUCUGGGAGCGGACCAUCCCCUACGACGGGGAGACCUUCCACCUGGAGUACAUGGACCUGGACGAGUUCCUGCUAGAGAACGGCAUCCCUGUCACCGUGGAGACCAGGACCCCCGUCACCGUGGAGACCGGGACCCCCGGGACCCCUGUCACCGUGGAGACCGGGACCCCCGGGACCCCCAUCACCGUGGAGACCGGGACCCCCAUCCCCGUCACCGUGGAGACCGGGACCCACGUCACCAUGGAGACCGGGACCCACGUCACCAUGGAGACCGGAACCCCCAUCCCCGUCACCGUGGAGACCAGGACCCCCGUCACCGUGGAGACCGGGACCCCCGUUACCGUGGAGACCGGGACACCCGUCACCGUGGAGACUGGGACCCCCAUCCCCGUCACCGUGGAGACCGGGACCCCCAUCACCGUAGAGUCCAGAUUCCCCGUCACCGUGGAGACCGGGACCCCCGUGGAGACCGGGACCCCCGUGGACCCCCAGGUGACCCCGGGGUACCCCGGCGACGACCCCCACAAGCAGUGCUUCUCCCAGGCGGUUGCUACGACUACACAUAGCGCUGAGGAUGCUGAGGCGGUGGCCAACAGUACUGCCACCGUUGCCGUGACGAUGGAGACUGCUGAUGAUGCUGCAUCCGCCGCCGCCUCCACGUCACCCCCCUCCCCCCGGGCCCCGCCUCCGGUCGGCUCCGCCCAGGAGGCGCCGCAGACCACCACCCCCCUCCUGCCCGUCAAACUGGAGGAGGAGGAGGAGGAGGAGGAGGAAGCGGAGGAGGAAGAGGAGGAGGAAGAGGAGGGAGCAGAGGAGGAGGAAGAGGAGGACGAGGAGGAGGAGCCAGCAGUGGUCCAGAAGAGGAAAGCAGGGCGCCGGGCGGUCCGGGACCCGGACCCCGAGGCCCUGGACCCCGAGGCCCUGGAGGUGGAGGUCCAGUUCCAGCCGGACCCCACAGACCUGGUCCUGUCCAGCGUGCCGGGGGGGGCGCUCUUCAACCCCCGCAAGCACCGCUUCUCCUCGGAGGAGCUGAAGCCCCAGCCCAUGAUAAAGAAGGCCCGCAAGGUGUACGUCCCCGACGAGCAGAAGGACGAUAAGUACUGGUCCCGCAGGAAGAAGAACAACGUGGCGGCCAAGCGCUCCCGGGACGCGCGGCGGCUGAAGGAGAACCAGAUCACGGUGCGCGCCUCCUUCCUGGAGCGGGAGAACGCCGCCCUGCGGCAGCAGGUGACCGAGCUGCGGCGCGACUGCGGCCGCUGCCGGAGCGCCGUGGCGCGCUACCAGGCGCGCUACGGCCCGCUGUAGGCCCCGCCCCCCCGGACAGGAAGUCACCACGCGGCAGGACUCCUUUCUUUUUUGCUUCCCUUCCACCGCCUCCUCCUCCCCCCCCAGCCCCCCCCCCUCCUCCCUCAACCGACGAUGAGGAUGAUGAAGACCACCACACCGGGACCCCCGAGGACCAGCAUCGAUUCAGCGGCCGGUGGACCGGCGGCGGGGGGAGGCGGUCGCCGGUAGCGACGGCUGCAUGGAGGCGGGGCCACGCGGGGCGGGGCGGGGCGGGGCCCCUGGGGGAGGGGCCCCUUGGUGGUGGCCGGGCCCCCGGUACACGCAGAGAGGGAGAACAGGAGGCAUUCUGGGAAGUCAUUUCUACGCUCUAGAACUCAUAGUAUUCAUCAAGCUGUCUGCUGAAGAGAGCCACGCACACACACGCACACGCACACACACACACACACACACAGACACACACACACACACACACACGCACCUCUCUGCGCUCUCCAAGAUGAGGGACAUGCAAGUGCUUGGUUUUUUUACAUUAUUGUCCGAACCAGGAGAAGGGCCGACCAAAUACAGAGACAGAGAGAGACAGACAGAGAGACAGAGAGACAGACAGACAGACAGAGAGACAGACAGACAGAGAGACAGAGAGACAGAGAGACAGACAGACAGAGAGACAGAGAGACAGACAGACAGAGAGACAGAGAGACAGACAGACAGAGAGACAGACAGACAGAGAGACAGACAGACAGAGAGACAGAGAGACAGAGAGACAGAGAGAAAGAGAGACAGAGAGAGAGUGAGUUUAUAGGAACAGGUACAAGGCAUUGACAUCACAGUUCUUCCUUUCGUGUUGAAACGACCUAAAGCUCUUUCAAGCAGCUCUCUCAGUACAUUUACUGGGCACCACAUGGGUGUGUGUGUACCCAGUUCUGCACUCCACCAAUACAGUAAUAACCAGUAAUAACCAGUAAUAACCAGUGAUAACCAGUCCUGCACCACAGGGGUUGGUGGGUCAGGGCUCAUUAUGGUGGGGGUGUGGUGUUUGUUCUUGUGAGUGGAAACUAAUAAGCAGCAAACAAGAAGAGAAAAAAGCAUGUUUAAACCUUCACUUUAAUGCUCUUUUGUUUUUAUAUCUAAAUAUAUUUAAUCCUUUUCUACUAAACUCAAACUAGCUUCCAGAGUCUCACACAGGAUCUUUAUCAACUCAUACAGAGAGAGAUACUUUAAACUCGUACAGAGAGAGAUACUUUAAACUCGUACAGAGAGAGAUACUUUAAACUCGUACAGAGAGAGAUACUUUAAACUCGUACAGAGAGAGAUACUUUAAACUCGUACAGAGAGAGAUACUUUAAACUCGUACAGAGAGAGAUACCUUAAACUCGUACAGAGAGAGAUACUUUAAACUCGUACAGAGAGAGAUACUUUAAACUCGUACAGAGAGAGAUACUUUAAACUCGUACAGAGAGAUACUUUAAACUCGUACAGAGAGAGAUACUUUAAACUCGUACAGAGAGAGAUACUUUAAACUCAUACAGAGAGAGAUACUUUAAACUCAUACAGAGAGAGAUACUUUAAACUCAUACAGAGAGAGAUACUUUAAACUCAUACAGAGAGAGAUACUUUAAACUCAUACAGAGAGAGAUACUUUAAACUCAUACAGAGAGAGAUACUUUAGACUCAUACAGAGAGAGAUACUUUAGACUCAUACAGAGAGAGAUACUUUAGACUCAUACAGAGAGAGAUACUUUAGAGGGGCCGGUUGGCGUUUGUAGGCCUGUUGCAGAAGCAGACGUUUGGGGAUUUGAACUCAAAGAUGGAGGGAGGCUUCACCUGUCGCUGGUUUAUUUUACUGCACACUGCAAGUAGAGGUCGCUAGAGCUAGUGCCACCAGGGGAGUCUGAAUGUUGUAUUUCUGGCCAAAGAUGUGUCAAUGUAAAUAAAUGAUUAGGUCAUAUCCUGCCUCCAUCCUCCUCAUAUCUGGAGAACAGAUCCAGGCUUCUCAAAGUCAACUGCUCGUCAUGCAGUCUCCCGACGAUGGUUGUUUUAAUGCUGAUAGUUUAUAACAUAACGUCUCAUUGUGUUAAUGCUGAUGUAUGUUUUAUAACAUAACGUCUCAUUGUGUUAAUGCUGAUGUUUUAUAACAUAAUGUCUCAUUGUGUUAAUGCUAAUGCUAUAUGUGUUUACUAACAAACACAACGACUCAUUGUUGCGUCUUUCCUCUAUGGAAUAAUGCUCCAGAAAGAAAUGACAACGCAGGGAAUUUAUUAAGGGACUGUGUUUUUCAGAAUUUAUUUAGAUAUGAAAAUAUGGAUUUGUAGUUGUUACAAAUGGUUUGUUGUAUUGUAUUCUCUAUACCGAGGUCAGAGAAGGGUCAUAUUUACCUCAUGCAUCCGUUAUCCAUUCCAGUGCUCCGACGUCAAACACACAACGCCUCCGCCGGGGUUGGUGUGUUGACGGUGUAAACAGGGUGGGGCAGGGUGGAGAGAGCAGGCUGUGGACUCCCUGUAGUCGUAGUUCUACUCAUGAGACCUGGGAGGUGUCCUGGGGAGUGGAGUCUGUGACCUCUGCGUCAGGACUGUCACAGCAGCGUCUCCUCGUCGACCGCUGUCUGAUCGUCAUCAGCCACCUUGUGUAUUUAUUGAAAACAGUAAAAGUUCAAAAAGGUACUUGUGGCAAUAAUAAUAAUCUGUAUCCCCCCCCCCCCCAAGUCAUUUGUGCUUCCAGUUUAUAAAUCCUCUGUGUUGGGAUUCUACUGCAUGAGACCCAGUAAGGUGGUGACUCUGUGUCCUGUGCUUAUCUCACACCAAGUGUACUUAUGUAGAUUGUCCCAUGGAGUUGUGGAUGUUGUAUUUCACAUGUUUGCUGCAUCGCUCGUCGGCGUGUAUUAUGGCUCUGUUGAAGAAACUCUCCUUCUGGGAGAGACAUAUUUGAUCACUGUGUGGGAUUGAUUUUCUAUUGGUUAUGGAUUAUUGAUCUGUGUGAAGGUCCACUGGACGUGUCUAGUGGACGUUCUGCAUAUCUGAGAUAUUUUUUUAAGAAGUGACGUUAGUUUCUCAUGGACCUCCUCGUGGGGGCGGAGUCCGGCGGGGAUCGCUGGAGGGAACCUCUUAGUAACGGAACGCGUUCUGCAGACGCUCCGAGGGCUCCGAGCCAACAGCACUGAACUCAAGACUACACUAUCAACAGCAUCCGUAGCAAAUACACCACUACUCAGAAUAGCCAUAAUACUUACACAAGAUACAUAUAUAUAUAUGAGAAAUAUAGGAAUUACAUUUGUACACUUUUCUUUGUGAGGUAUUGUUUUAUCAAAUUUUAUAUUGAGAGAAAUGUGCAUUUGUGUUGUGGUACUUUACUGGUCCUCUCCAGUACAGAACCAGCGUGUCCUACUGGUCUUCUGUCUCGUGCAUAUUCAAUAAAGUCAGAUGAAACGUGA